Messenger RNA from Haemonchus placei, 423 nucleotides. The record is from the annotation of a GenBank genome assembly. Lineage: Eukaryota; Metazoa; Nematoda; Chromadorea; Rhabditida; Trichostrongylidae.
AUGCGGGUGAAUAAGAUUCGGAUUUACUUUUUCAGAGUGUUGUUGAUGAAGAGUGCCACCAAUGUGCCAAGAAUAGAGCUUCUCGAAAUGGGUCCAUCCAUUGAUUUCAAAGUAGACCGAACGAAACUUGCCAGUGACAGUCUAUACAAGGCCGCAUGUAAGAAACCGAAGGCACUAAUGUCCAAGCGUCGAAAGAACAUGUCGGAAGAUGUGUUCGGUAAUCAGCUUGCUCGUGUUCAUAUUGGUAAACAGAAUACCGACGCAAUCCAAACAAGGUAUGCUGUCCUAAAAGUCAAAGCCCUCAAAAAAUCAAAAGACCAGCCGUCAUCAUCACAGAUGGUCGACAUGGAAGACGACUCAGGACAGGGAUCCGAUGAUGAUGGUGAUUACGAAAAUGGCGUAGAAGAGGACAUGGAAGAAUGA